Molecule: messenger RNA, 291 nt
Organism: Dibothriocephalus latus
Lineage: Eukaryota; Metazoa; Platyhelminthes; Cestoda; Diphyllobothriidea; Diphyllobothriidae
Source: the annotation of a GenBank genome assembly
AUGCUCGGCAUCUUCUACCCUUCCGAGUACCGUUCUGUGACUCAUGCUACGAAUGCGAAAAUAUCGGAUGUUAAAAUAAUAACCAAGCUGAUGGGCUACAUCUGGCCGGCCGACAAACCGAGCAUUCGUUACCGCGUGGUUGGCGCAUUCGGUCUGCUGUUGGCUGCAAAGCUCUCCAAUGUCGCCGUGCCCUUCGUCUUCAAAUAUGGCAUCGAUGUGCUCUCCGGUGAUACGCCUGUCCUGCUCUCUUCCCUCAGUCCUACCUCCAUGGCGGUGACUUCGAUGCUCCUG